Molecule: messenger RNA, 1506 nt
Organism: Penicillium samsonianum
Lineage: Eukaryota; Fungi; Ascomycota; Eurotiomycetes; Eurotiales; Aspergillaceae
Product: Major facilitator superfamily domain general substrate transporter
Exons: 6
Coding region: 1-1506 (501 amino acids)
Biological process (GO): transmembrane transport
Cellular component (GO): membrane
Molecular function (GO): transmembrane transporter activity
Source: RefSeq, a predicted model, not a curated record
AUGGCUGUUGAAUCCGAAAAACGAAAUGAAUCCCGGUCUUCUGACCCCGAGAAAAUUCUUGAUUCUAAGGAUCCGCUUGCUGCAGCUGGGUUUGAGGAUCCCGAUGCGGGAUUGAGUGACGAGGAAAGGGCGGCAAUCGACCGUAAGCUACUAUGGCAACUCGAUAUCCGUCUCGUGCCAUGGCUCAGUCUACUAUAUCUCGUUUCGUUCCUUGAUCGGACAAAUAUCGGCAACGCGAAACUUGUCGGCCUUCAAAAAGACCUAAACAUGACAAAUGCCCAAUACAACGCAGCAUUGACUAUAUUUUUCGUCUCGUACUCCGUCUUCGAGCCGGCGACUAACGUCCUGCUCAAGCGAUUACGGCCGAGUAUAUUUAUCCCACUUAUUAUGAUGGCAUGGGGAAUCUGCAUGACCUGCAUGGGCUUGGUAAAAAACUACAACGGACUAAUGGCCGUCCGCUGGUUCCUAGGCCUAUCCGAAGCCGGUCUCUUCCCAGGAGUAGGCUAUUUCCUUUCAUGUUGGUAUAAGCGCUCCGAAUUUGGCGUACGAAUGGCAAUUUUCUUCUCCGCAGCCGCACUCGCGGGUUCCUUUGGCGGUCUGCUCGCAGCCGCGAUUGCGAAGAUGGACGGCGUGGCCGGCAAGCCGGGCUGGUCGUGGAUUUUCAUCUUGGAAGGCCUUCUUACGUUCAUCAUUGGCAUUGCUUCGUUUUGGUGUGUCUAUGACUUCCCUGAUCAGGCGCGGUUCUUGUCGGAUAUCGAUCGCAAGCGUGUGCUUAGAAGACUCGCUAUGGAUCAGCAAUCCAGUGCUGAGCAUGAGGAGUUCAAGAUGGAGUACUUUUGGUCUAGUCUGAAGGAUUGGAAGACUUAUACUGGGGCUGUGAUUUAUAUGGGGGCUGAUGGGUCGCUUUACGCAUUUUCGCUUUUCGUGCCGACUAUUAUCAGCUACAGCUCGAUUCGUGCACAGUUGCUGAGUGUACCGCCAUAUGCCGCUGCCGCCGUAUUGACAGUGACGGUUGGAUUCAUUGCAGACCGUACCAGACAGCGUGGUCUCUGCAAUAUCGCCGUCUCGUUCCUGGGUAUGAUAGGAUUCGCUAUGCUACUAGGCUGUGAGUCUGCCGGCGCUCGCUACGCAGGAACCUUCCUCGGGGCUAUGGGCAUCUACCCAGCCAUUGCGAACACGAUUUCAUGGACUAGUAACAACACCGAAGGUGUAUACAAACGAGGUGUCUCCCUAGGGUUUAUCAUCGGCUGGGGAAAUCUUAACGGCAUCGUCUCAUCCAACAUCUACCGCGAUCAUGACAAGCCAAAAUACUACCCCGGUCACGGAGUAGUACUCGGCUACCUGGUACUGUUCCUCUUUGGUGGAUCCGUGGUGCAGUAUCUCCUGCUGCGGCGUGAGAACGGCAAGCGCAGACGCGGCGAACGCGACCACUGGAUCGAGGGCCUGGACCAGAACCAGAUCGAGUUGUUGGGUGAUAAAAGACCGGAUUUCAUUUACACGCUGUGA